GAAACAUUGUAGUUCACACCUUGAGAAGGUGUCCUCCCCAUCUGAGGUGAAAUUGGUCUGUGGAAGCUAGGACCUUUAUUUUUAUGAUUUUCUGACUGUAUGGACAAAAAAGAUGGGCGCUUGACCAUGACCUCACCUCCACAUACCCCCACCGCCCGACUGAGGCCGGGGAACCAUUCAAGGAGUCUUCGCCACUGACUGGGGGUUGCGAUGCUGAGGGAGUGUUUGAUCUAGUGGUGCUGGCUCCCCGUGUCAACCGGCAACUGGAAGGAACAGCUAAGGGGGUCCAGUGCCAUCACCUGACCUAACAAGCAAACAUCUUGCAUGGGAAAAAAUACAGCUCCAGGAAGAUGGAGCAUGAGGGAAACAGCUAGCACAAGACCUGCUUUACCUGCCAGUGAUGCCAGCAACCCAUUGGCACAAAGAGCUUUAUUUCAAAUGACAACAGUAACUACUGUGUGCCAUGCUACGAGAAGCAAUUUGCACUCCAGUGUGUGAAAUGCAAGAAGAUGUGGGUGACACCAUGAGUGUGAAAGCUUUUGAGCUGGUUUCCGCCGUGGAGCGGGAGCUGGUGAUUGGCGAAAAGGUGCGAGUUAACAUCGAAUGCAUAGAGUGCUGUGGCAAACACCUGUACCUGGGAACCAAUGACUGCUUCAUCCAUCACUUCCUACUAGAGGAGCACACAACAGUCAAGGGGAAGCUGGCCUACAAUGCCCAGAAGCUCCUGCACAAAUACCUGGGCCUGAAGAAGCCAGUGGUGGAGCUCAAGGCUGCCUCUGCUUUGGAACGUCUCAUUGUCCUCUGUGAUACAACCAUCACUGUUGUGGACAUGGUUACCCUGGAGCCUGUGCCCACCGGGGGCACUAAGCUCAAAGGUGUGACUGCAUUUUGUAUGAACGAGAACCCAGUGACUGGGGACCCGUUCUGUGUGGAAAUGGCUGUGGUGUCGGCACGCAGACGGGCGGUCCAGAUCUGUACAGUCCACCAGGACCGGGUGCAGAUGUUAAAGGAAGUGACCACACCAGAGCAGCCCUGUGCCCUAAGCCUUGAUGGGUACUUUAUCUGCCUGGCCCUGCCCACACAGUACAUGAUCCUGAACUACAGCACAGGAGCCUCCCAGGAACUUUUUCCUUAUGAUUGUGAAGAGAGGAAACCAAUCGUCAAGAGGAUCGGCCGGGAAGAGUUUCUCCUUGCUGCCCCAGGUGGUCUUGGGAUGUUUGCUAACGCGGAGGGGAUAUCUCAGCGUGCCCCGGUGAGCUGGUCAGAGAGCGUGAUUGCGGCGGCUGUGUGUUUCCCUUAUGUGGUUGCGUUGGAUGAAGGCUUUGUGACCGUUCACAGCAUGUUGGACCAGCAGCUGAAACAGACAAUGUCUUUCAGAGAUGGACAACUCCUGCAGGAUUUUGAAGGUAAGGUGGUGUUGGCCUCUACAAAGGCGGUUUAUAUGUUGGUGCCUCUCCCUCUGGAGCGUCAGAUCCAAGACCUCUUGGUAAGCCAUCGAGUCGAAGAGGCACUGACCCUCACAGAAGCUGCACAGAGAAACAUUCCCAAAGAAAAGUAUCUGAAAUUGCACAAACGAAUUCUCCAACAAGCAGGAUUCAUCCAGUUUGGCCAGCUUCAGUUUUUAGAAGCAAAAGAACAUUUUAGGAAGGGACAGCUUGAUGUACGGGAGCUGAUAUCCCUUUAUCCACUGCUCCUACCCGCCUCUUCCUCCUUCACACGAUGCCAUCCACCACUUCACGAAUUUGCUGACCUGAAUCAUCUGACGCAGGGGGACCAGGAGAAAGUACAGUGCUUCAAACGUUUCCUCAUUAGCUACCUACAUGAGGUGCGCAGCAGCGACAGCGCUAAUGGUUUCUGCCAAGAUGUGGACACAGCAUUGCUAAAGCUCUACGCUGAGACCGGCCACGAAAGUCUUUUGGACUUGCUGGUCUCCGAUAACGCCUGCCUCCUAGCAGACAGCGCCCCCUGGCUGGAGAAGAACCACAAGUAUUUUGCCCUUGGCCUUCUAUAUCACUAUAAUAGUCAAGAUUCUGCUGCUAUACAGAUGUGGGUUAAGAUUAUCAACGGGGAACUCCAGGACUCAACAAGACCAGAUCUGUUUGAAUAUGUUGUGGACUUUCUUAGUUUCUGUUCCAAUCUUGAGCUUGUGUGGCAGUAUGCGGACUGGGCAAUACAGAAAGAUCAAAAGAUUGGUGUACAGAUCUUCACCAAAAGGCCCAUCUCUGUGGACAAGAAGGGACAGUUAAACCCAGAUGACGUGAUUACAUAUUUAAAGAAGCACAAUCAAGCCAUUUUGCUCUACCUGGAACACCUGGUAUUAGAGAAAAGAUUGCAGAAAGAGAAUUAUCACACACAUUUGGCUGUGCUGUAUGCAGACAGAGUGCUGGGCCUGAUCUCACAAUCAUCAUCCACUGAGGAGCAACUGUCUGCUGCUCGCCAGAAACUACAACAGUUACUGAAAGAGUCCAGUCUGUACAGAGUCCAAUUACUACUAGGUAAACUUCAGGACUCCGAGCUGCUGCUACUUGAGCAAGCUAUACUACAUGGGAAGGUAGAGGAACAUGACAAGGCCUUGCACAUUCUAGUGCACCAGCUCAAAGACUCUACGGCGGCUGAGGAAUACUGCUCCUGGGCCUCUGCAUGUCAGGACCAGAUCUACCGUCAGAACCUUUUCCAACAACUCUUGAGUGUUUAUCUGGACCCAGAUGUACCUGGAGGGGCACAAACCAUAGCCGCUGUUGACUUGCUUAACCGACAUGCUGACAUUUUUGAUGCAGUGCAGGUGUUAAAGCUCCUCCCAGAGGAGUGGUCCUUGCCGCUACUCCGUCCUUUCCUAUGUGGGGCAGUAAGGGCCAGUGUGCAUGCACGUUGCACUUCACAGGUUGCAGUGGGGCUGGCCCGAGCAGAAAACCUCCAGCUUCAGCAUGAUAGGCUGAAGUAUCGAGGUGGCCCAAUAUUAGUAUCUGAAAAGAAGGGAUGCAAGCUGUGCCACAAUACCUUUAGCGAGCCAGACUGUGCCUGCCUGCCCGGCGGAACACCGGUCCAUAUUCACUGUAUCGCAAAGAAAGCCCUGGACUUGCCAGUAGAGUGGCAACAGGAAAACGCCAACCAUAGCAACCACAUAUGAAGCUGAUCAGUACUGUGGGACAGUCAACAGAUGCUGGUUUUGCACCUGUACUGCGCACGCAUGGAGAGGGCUGAGUACACCUGUUCAGAACCCAUGCAAGAGCAUUCGGAGUGACCAGAACCCUGCUAUACAAAUCUAUUUCUCUGUGUGAGAGUCAGUCAGUGAAUGAGUGUGCAAGUGUUUGAGAAACCUAUUUAUUCUAUUGUCCUUCUGUGUGUACACGCAACACUGACAGUGAAUAUAAGUGUUUGAACAUUUUAAUGAACAUCAAACAAAAAGUUAAACAUCCCAAAAUUUGACAUUGUCUCCUGGUUGAUCUUUUUAGCAUUGCCUUAUGAUGACUGGUUCAGUGGCUCUGCUGUUUUUUGUUUUGUUAGUUUUUUUUUAAAUGCAAAUAAAUGUAUUGUAAAUGUUUUAUAACUCAAAAUCAGUAAACACUUAUUGCAGCCUUUAGCAGCUGAAGUGUUAUCCAUGGUAACAAUUUAACUGUUGUUUACAAAAGGUUAGCAUGUUUGAGGUAAAAUUACUUACUUCUAUUUCAGUCUCUUAACCAUCUCUUCCCAAAAAGCAGAAUUGUCAAAAAUGUGUGUAUAAUAUGUGUCAAUGGUUUUCAUCAAACAAACACCAAAGUUAAAUUCUCUGUGGUCAGAGAGUGACAAGUUAAAGCCUUACAUAAUUACUUGCAUCCUCUGUCAUGGUCCAUUUAUGGAAGAAAUGCUAAUUUAAUUAUGAAUACGAUUGUCUUCAUCAUAGCUGGGUUAAACCAUUUAGUUGCAGACAUUUGGAGAACUUCCAUUGUAAACAUUAGACAGAAAAUGUAAGCCAUUUUAUCACACUUUACACUCAUUUCCACAGAUUUGUGUUUUUAAAGAAAAGAGACAAGUUGAAAUCAAUUUAGUAGUAAUCAACAUAAUGCAACAAAUGCUGUCAAUUUAGCUUAACUUGUAUUGAUCCCAGAAUAUUCCAUUGGUAAUCAACUUUAUGCCACAAAUGCUUUCGAUUUAGCUUAACUUGUAUUGAACUUGGAAUAUUCCUUUAAGUAAUAUUCUUUGUAUUUUAAAGAAUAUAUUAACCAUGUCAUUAAUCAUUUCAAACCAAUCAAUAGACUCAGGCUGUGCUGUUUGUACACAUGUUAUAACAAAAAAGCUAAAAUUGCUUAUUAAAUCAAAACCAUUUUGUUUCUCAUAUGCAUGUGGUGAUGUGGGCAUGGAUCCUUGUGUCUUAAGAAUGCCUAAUCUGUGAAUUGUAUUAAUUAAAGUUUUUUAACAGAUGUUACAUUGUAUGAUGUUAGGAAAGCAAGGCAGCAAUUACAGAAGAUCUUUCCUGAGAAUAAUCUGUAAACUCGUACUUGAAUUAAGUAUUUUAGAAUUUCAACAGGUGUCUUAUGUCUAUAAAAUUGGAAGAGUUAGAUUUUUGAAAGGCUGAAAAAAAAAAGCACAAUAAGCACUGCCUACAAAAUCAAUCCUAAAGUGACCUCGGCAACGUCUGGCCAGGGAGCCAUAGGAUAAGAACAGCCUACAACUAGACAGAGACAAGUUUUCCAAUGAUGGCCUAACUAAUGGUCAUUAGUCACAAGGAUGAUGAAAUUAUUUCACAGUUAAAAACACAAAUAAGUAUAACACUUUGGGUAUUGUGCAUAAUACUCUGGUGUAUAGGUUCUUUAAAAGUGUGCAGCAUGCACAUGUUAAUAUGGCAACUUAAUCUUGAAAUGUCGGUAUAGUAAAUUGUACUUGCUCUAUGAGGUCUUUGCUUUGAUUUUUGCUUAUGUUAGGCAAACUGUUUCUUCCAUAAGUUUCAUCAUUCUGUACAUGCAAACAAAUCUGUCCUCCCCCUUAAUUGUCUAAAGAGAGACUCUUCAUUUUUCAGCUUGAGCAAUUGUAAAGCCAAAUCCUCUUCAUUGCUACAUCUCUUUAUAUCCACUGAAGUAUUUUAUACAUAUAUACACAGAUAUUGGUGUGUACAUACUGUAUUAAUAACUUUGUUGCUUUGUAAAUCAAUGCCAUUGUGGGUGGAAUGUACAGAAUGUAAAGACGUCCAUUUUAAUAAACAAGACUAUGCUUAAAUAAAAGUACAAUUUAUUAGGGAUGCACCUAUAAAAAUGUGUGUGCUAACACUUAUUACUGGAAUUUAGAACAACAUCUGCCAAUACUGAUAGUUUUAUGUUUCUGCUACCUUUUGUAAAAUUACGGAAAAUGUAUUACAUCUUAU
Messenger RNA from Xyrauchen texanus (razorback sucker), 5335 nucleotides. Its product is annotated as transforming growth factor-beta receptor-associated protein 1 homolog. Gene Ontology annotation, cellular component: cytoplasm; membrane. Gene Ontology annotation, biological process: autophagy; endosomal vesicle fusion; vesicle-mediated transport. The record is from RefSeq and is a predicted model, not a curated record. The coding region runs from base 464 to 3127 and encodes 887 amino acids. The transcript has 14 exons. Lineage: Eukaryota; Metazoa; Chordata; Actinopteri; Cypriniformes; Catostomidae.